Messenger RNA from Zophobas morio, 1435 nucleotides. RefSeq names its product beta-1,4-galactosyltransferase 7. Gene Ontology annotation, biological process: proteoglycan biosynthetic process; carbohydrate metabolic process. Gene Ontology annotation, molecular function: xylosylprotein 4-beta-galactosyltransferase activity. The record is from RefSeq and is a predicted model, not a curated record. Bases 99 to 1235 code for a protein of 378 amino acids. Gene Ontology annotation, cellular component: Golgi apparatus. NCBI's taxonomy places the organism in Eukaryota, Metazoa, Arthropoda, Insecta, Coleoptera, Tenebrionidae. The transcript has 4 exons.
UUGGCGAAAAUAAAUCGAUAACGGUAUUAUCGCCAGAAUCGAUUAAUCCCGGUUGUCGCUAACCAACACACUACACAAAGGCAAAUCUAACCAGAGCGAUGAAUUCUUACGACUGCCGAGAUCGCAAUGUUGUGCAAACGUCGGGCGAGGAAAAACCAACGUUUGGUAACCCUGGCAAGUUGAUAAUUUUUCGAUUUUCCAUUGGUAGCUCUGACGUCGGCCAUCAUGAUGCAAACAUCACAAAAGUUAGGUUAAUUAUAACCUGUAAUUUAAAAAAAAAUCGCUUCUUAAAAUGUGCAGCAACCACAAUGGCUCAAACGAAGCAGAAAAUCUUCCGGUUUACCUUCACCCACUUCUUUGCCAUGUUACUGACUGUGAUGUUUAUAGUAACGGUUGUUUUAACAUUUAAACUACUAACAAACGAUCAUUGCAACUGCCCUCGUCAAGAAACCGUUAUUCAGUACGUAGCAAAGCCCAAGCAUUAUACAAACAAAGGGUAUGAAUCGAAUCACAAACUAGCAGUAUUAGUACCUUACCGAAACCGAUUUGAGGAAUUGAUGGAGUUCGUGCCAUAUAUCCACGAUUUUUUGAACGGGCAGAGAAUCAACCACGAUAUUUUUAUCUUAAAUCAAGUAGAUAGUAACCGUUUUAAUAGGGCGUCGUUAAUUAAUGUAGGCUACCUUGAAACUAAGUCAAAUUAUGAUUAUAUAGCGAUGCACGACGUUGAUUUAUUACCUUUAAAUAAAAAUUUGACUUACCUGUAUCCUCAGCAACCUUUCCAUCUUGCAGCGCCGCAUUUGCACCCCCGCUAUCAUUACGAGAAAUUUAUAGGUGGAAUUUUAUUGAUUAAUAGGGAACAUUUUAAUCUAGUUAAUGGACUAUCAAAUAAGUAUUGGGGGUGGGGUUUAGAAGACGACGAAUUUUACGUAAGACUUAAAGACGCCAAUUUAAAUAUAACUCGUCCGGAAAACAUAUCAACGGGAAUGAACGACACUUUUAAACACAUCCAUGGCAAGGACAGAAAAAGAGACACUGUGAAGUGUUUCAAUCAAAGAGAGGUUACAAGACGGCGAGAUAGACAGACGGGACUCCACGACGUGAGGUACAAAAUUAUUAGUUAUAAAUCCAUGACAAUAGGGAGCGCCCCUCUGACUGUUAUAAAUAUUGAACUGUUGUGUGACAGAAAUGUUACUCCCUGGUGUAACUGUGAAGUCAGUAAGACUGAGAAGAAUUGAAUUGUCUCCUUUGUGCCAUUUUUUUGGUCACGUAAUUCCAUUAAAGUGCAAUAGAUUUCCACGUACGUCGGAAAGCGACGCAAGGCUUUAAGCAUCACUUUCUUAUAGGGAUUUCGGUCUAAAUAUAUAUUUGUUGUGUUCCUUCUAUUUAUUGUUAAUAUUUUGUACAAGACUUGAAAAAAUACAGUUUUUUUUUUAAA